GUUGACGGUGCGCUAUUCUCGCCGCCGCCGCCGCCGCCUCUGCCAUGUCGCCGCUCGCUCGCUCGCUGCUCACGCUUGCCGCGUUGUUUGCCUCAGAUGCUAAAGUCACGAAUGUCGAUCUAGGACUGGGUGGACAUUGCGUUAAAUUCAUUAUAGAUAUUCCUCCCAGGCCUGUACCGUACAAGACAUCCCAAGCACUCCCUAAGUUUACGAUGAUGUCCUACGACACUAGCACACCCCUGAAAACAAUCCGCAACUUUUGCGCAGAAUUCAACGAAGAGAUUGCGAGGCAAACAGUAGAAGUGUGCAAUGAUUACGUCCACCGUCCGACGGUGGGAGCACUGCUCCCGCCUCUAGUGUUCGCGGUUGGUGACAAUGUGGUGUCGCCUGUGUACGCAUCAUGUAACAAAGACCCUGAGUGUGGACCUCUCUAUUUUAAAAUCGACCAGGAAUGCAGAAGACCAGCCGUCUAAAUAUAUCAUUACCCAGGUUUUUGAGAAAUUUGUCAUGAAUGGUUUCUUUGUUUUCUUCUCAAAUAAACGUGUAUUAAUGUGUA
This is a messenger RNA of Cydia splendana, 556 nucleotides long. RefSeq lists its product as uncharacterized. Lineage: Eukaryota; Metazoa; Arthropoda; Insecta; Lepidoptera; Tortricidae. The transcript is spliced from 3 exons. The record is from RefSeq and is a predicted model, not a curated record. Bases 45 to 473 code for a protein of 142 amino acids.